Messenger RNA from Myodes glareolus (Bank vole), 1909 nucleotides. NCBI's taxonomy places the organism in Eukaryota, Metazoa, Chordata, Mammalia, Rodentia, Cricetidae. The record is from RefSeq and is a predicted model, not a curated record.
GCCCUCUCUUCCUCUCUGAACACUGCAGGGUCCUCUGUAUCUCUGAGUAUGCACCAAGAUGCCUUCCUCUUCCUUCUGCCUCCCUCAUGUCCUCAUCACCUUCCAUCCCUGCUUCUGCCAAUUCAUUCUUUUUAGUUUUUCCUUUCUCAGUUCCCUCCACCCUUGCCCCUGAUUGGGGCAGCUCUGUUUCUUUGCACACUUUCUCCUAUCCAUCCAUGCCUGUCCUAUUCCAGGCCUGCCCUUCUACCCAGCCUGCCCAACACUUUAAUGGUGCAGGGCUUAGAAUGGCCUUCAUUUCUCAGGGAGACACAGCAAGGUAACAGCUCAGACUCUCCUCAGAAGGCCCUGGGGGAGGUCAGAGCAGUAGCUCUUCCCAGUGGAGGUUUCUGUAGCUGUUACCAUUGUUUAAAUGUAAGUACUUCCCGUACAGACAACCAACAGGCAGUCUAGAGAUGCUUGACCUGAUGCAGAAAGGUUUUAGAGCCCUGUGGGGCAUAGUCCCAUCUCCUGUCUUACCAGAGAGUGCCCAGGGCAGUUAGACCCUGGAGACAGUUGAGAUAAUGUCUGUUAAGAUAGAUUCUUGGGAGAAAGAAAAUUCUAGGGGGAAGGGGAGGAGGGAAAUGAAAUCACUACAGAACGAAAAGACCACUUGGCCCAGACUCCAUCUCACCACCAUCCCCAGCCCUCCCCUCUCCUAAUUACCACUGGCCUCCAGGAAGCUUUCAAAACUGCCACAUUACCUGGCAACUGCCCAGUGUCUGAGAGGAACACAGUAGGUGUGGGAAGGAUGACCCAGACUCUGCCCAGGAUGCAAAAAAGAAGAAAACUCUGGUUUAAGCUCUCUGCUGAAAUAAAAAGUAACGUUGACUCCGCUGACUCCGAGCCAUUCUCCUCGGCAGGAUGAGAGUGACAGGUCUGAUUCGCGUUGUGGCCUUCGUCUUCACCAUGGUUGCCAUGUGGGUCUUUCUCCGCAGCUACGUCAGCUUCAAUAGGAAAACCAUCCGUCUGCCACGCUGGCUGGCAGGCAAGCCCCCCAAGGAGAUCCGGAUCCCAAACAACAAGUGUGGGCUCAGCAAGCCCUGCCAAGACAACUUCUUCGCAUUUAAACUCAGCAGUGGGGCUGCCAACGUCGUGGGCCCCUCCAUGUGCUUUGAAAAUGAAAUUAUCAUGAGUCCGGUGAGAAACAACGUGGGCAGAGGCCUGAACAUUGCACUGGUGAACGGAUCCACAGGACAGGUGACGAAAAAGGGCAGCUUUGACAUGUACUCUGGAGAACCCAAACUCCUGAUACAGUUCCUUGAAGAAAUUCCAGAUAGCACGCUGGUGCUGGUGGCCUCCUAUGAUGACCCAGGCACCAAAAUGAAUGACAAAAUCAGGACGCUCUUCUCUAACCUGGGGAGUUCCUACGCAAAUCAGCUGGGCUUCCGGGACAGCUGGGUCUUCUUAGGUGCCAAAGACCUCAAGAAUAAAAGCCCAUAUGAGCAGUUCUUGAAAAACAACCCAGAAACAAACAAAUAUGAAGGAUGGCCGGAGUUACUAGAGCUGGAGGGCUGUGUGCCGCGGAAGGUAUUUUAGAGUGGCCAUGGCCGGAAAGACACACCCAACGGACUUGAGAACAGUGCUCGGGUUUGCUGGAUCUCUGCUGAUGGGAGCUGACUAGGAGGAAGAAAGGGAGAAGCCAUAUAAGAUGCGCUGACCAUCCCACAUACAAUGUGACUCACUUCUCUGAGGAAACAACAGCUUCCCACGCCCCACAAUGACCAGCCUGGGGAUGGGCGGCCGCACAGGGCCUUCAGAACCAGCUGUGAUGGACACAAGUGAGACCUUCCAAGGCUAUCCAUGGUUGUCUCCAGAAGGACUGACUGCCUACACUUGAGCAGGAUUAAAUUCUAUUUUUGCUGAUUUUGAA